AUGUCUAAGCAACUUCUUUUCACCGGUGCUACCGGGUUCAUCGGAGGCACGGUGCUUUCCCAGCUCCUCGACUCUUCCUACCCUGAUAUCCGAGACCUCUCGAUAACUGCGCUGGUUCGAAGGCAAGAUCAAGCUGAUCUUUUGAAAGGAAAGGGCAUCAACGCAAUCCUAUUCAAGGAUCUUGACGACUCAUCUCGGUUGAAAGAGGUGGCCAGCGGAUACGAUUAUGUCAUUCACACUACACAUGGCCAUCAUACUGGCUCAGCCGUAGCUCUGGUGGAAGGUCUCGCCGAGCGCAAGAAGCAGACUGGCAGAGAUGUCUACUUCAUCCACACGUCAGGGACUUCCAACUUGGCGCAACCAACCAUCAACAAAAAGGCUGUCGAAGCCCGUGAAUGGUCCGAUAAAGACCAAGUCUUCGAGUUCGAGGAGCAGGAAGAGGCAAAAGAGGCUUAUGCUCAACGCACAACCGAGAUUGCUGUCAUCAAAACGGCUGAGCGCACUGGUGUAAAGUCUUACAUCAUGAUGCCCCCAACCAUCUACGGCCGUGGAACAGGUUUUUUCAACCAAGGCUCCAUGCAGAUACCUAGCAUCAUUCGCGGCGCCAUUCAACUGGGCUAUUCGCCGUAUAUAAAUGACGGCUCUUGCAGUCUUGGGCACGUCCAUGUGACGGAUCUGGCUCUUUUGUAUGAGCUUGUUCUAAGCAAGAUACUAGCUGGAGAAGACAUUCCUUCAGGCCGAAGGGGUAUCUACUUUUCCAACACCGGCAGCCACAAUUGGCUUGAGAUUGCGACAGAGGUUGGGAAGGCUGGUGUCAGACUUGGUGCACUGGAAUCUGCGGAGCCGCGAUCCAUCUCAUUUGACGAGGCUCGCUCCACGUUUCUAAAUGCGCCUUCUCAGAUCAUUGAGAUGAACUAUGCAGCCAACUCCGCGACAACGCCAGCCUUGGCCGCUGAGCUGGGGUGGAAACCGAGGAAGACCGAGCAAGACUGGGAAGAGUCCUUUGUUGAAGCUUUUCAAAUGGUCCUCAAUGAAAGGGAGUAG
Colletotrichum karsti is the source of this 1044-nucleotide messenger RNA. RefSeq names its product NAD dependent epimerase/dehydratase. The record is from RefSeq and is a predicted model, not a curated record. Bases 1 to 1044 code for a protein of 347 amino acids. Lineage: Eukaryota; Fungi; Ascomycota; Sordariomycetes; Glomerellales; Glomerellaceae. The transcript is spliced from 4 exons.